Molecule: messenger RNA, 2328 nt
Organism: Rotaria sordida
Lineage: Eukaryota; Metazoa; Rotifera; Eurotatoria; Philodinida; Philodinidae
Source: the annotation of a GenBank genome assembly
AUGAGAAAAUUCAAUCGUGCUUUAGCUAGUCAAGAUGGAUUGAAAGACGAAGAUAUUCGAGAGUAUAAAACUGCUCAUGAUUAUAUCCAACAGAUUGAAAAUUUAAGAAAACAUUUAGGAUCAAAACUAGUAUCCACCGACAUAUUAAUCGAGAACGUUCGUUCUGAACUUGAAAAAAGAAGUUUUAUUCUGAAAGAACAAGAUUUAUACAGUUCUUCGAUUGGAAUCCAUUUAGAUAAUUUUCAUUUACUUAAAAAUUUUUUCAAACAACUUGAAUCUUAUUACAUAAAAACAUGUAAAGAUUUUACCGAACGUUUUGAAUCUACAUUGAUACAAUCCGUACCAGAACUCAUUUCAACAAAUGAAUUUAAACAAGUAGCCGAAAAACUUUUGAUCAUAUCGAAAUGUUUACCCGUUCUAAAUCAUCAUUUAAAUGGAAAAGUUGAGGAAAACUAUCAUAACAUUAUCAAAUUAAUUUUACAAUAUUUGAAUAGUUUUUCUGAAAAAGCAAAUUCUAUUUUGACCAAAAUAACAUUAAGUAAUACUGAUAUAGAAAUUCUUGAAAAUUAUAUGAUCCUAUUGAGAACAGCGAAAGAAACAUCUUCGCUUCAAGAUGAAAUUUCUAAAUAUAUAGAAAUCAUGAAAAUAAAAAAUGAUAUUUCGAUCGAAACUAUCAAAGAUUUAAAUAAAAUUUACGAUGAAUUUAUUGUAAAAAUUAUUAAAUAUUUUGAUGAGAUAAAUUCAAGAAUUAAGGACCUUUUUGAAAAAAAUGGAAAUCAUGCACUUGAACUUGUCGAACAAUUAGUUAUUCAAAUGGAAAUGAUCCGUACUUUACCCGAAAUUGAAUCAGAAACUGCCCGAACAUUUUAUCAUAGUAUACAAAAUAUACGUGGAUAUAUGCAACAAUGGCAAAGAGAUGCCGAACAUCUUCUUGAUCAUCCACCAGGGAAGAUCAAUUUUAGACCUCUAAGAAGAGCAUUAUUACGUUUGAAAAAGACCAAAUGGAUCGAUCGUAUUUUUCCAGGUAGUUAUGAUUCGUUAAUGUGUCAUAUUCGGGAAGAAUUAGAAGAACAUGUUGAUCAGUUAGAACAUCAUUUACAAAAAUUGGAUUUUACUUUAAAAUGUCCGGAAAAUAUUCGUUUAGCACAGGAGAUUAUUGAGAAAAUCGAAUCAAUGAAGAUUUUAGAACAUACCAUUCCAGAAUUAACGAAUUAUCGAGAUCGGAUAAAUCAAUAUUUCCUUCGAAUUACAAAAGAAGUAUUCGAUCAUAUUCAGAAAACUUUCAAUUUAUCAGAUAAAACUACAAAUGAGCUAAAUCAAGAAUUGAUGGAAUUAGAACAAAUAAAAACUGAAUACGAGCAAUUGUAUCCAGCUCGCAUCAGUUUAAGAAAAUUUGGUUAUUCCGAUAUAAAUCAAGUGAAUCAUGAAAUUGAAAAUUUAAAAAUUCGACACCAUGCAGAACUUGAAAAAAUAGAAACUGAGAAAUAUACAAUUGAAUCUCAAUUGAAUGAGUUGAAUAUAAUUAUUCAACGUUAUAAACAUUUAACUUCUUCAAGAAUAGAUCUAGGCAUUAUUAAACAUGAUUUACAGGAUUCUCUAAAUAAAAUGAUAAAAAAUACUAAAAGUCAUGCAUAUUGGCUUGAUGGAAAAAUCGAACGACAGGAAGACAAUCGAGAGGAAAUUCGAGAAAUCAAUGAAAAUAUUACAAAAAUUCGAAUUGUUCUAAAUCGAUAUCGUAUUAUGGAAUUGAUAGAUGAACAAACAAAAAGUGUUCUUCAAAAGUUUGACAAUGAAAUUAAUCAAAUUUUAUCGACAGCUAUUUUAAAUGGCAUUAAGAAUAUUGAAAUAUUUAUCAAUGGUAAUAGUUUUCUUGAGGCUGAACAAUGUAUGGAAAAUCUCAUCCAUGCACAGCAAGAUUUAGCCGACCAUUAUACAUCGAAAUUCGUAAAUAGCAAAACAGAAGAAUUAAAAACAAGAUUAAAUAAUUUAACUGAUGAAAUUUUGCAAUUUUAUGAUUUUGCAGAUAUUAACAAUUAUUCGAAAAAUCCACCUAGAGAUCUUUUAGAUCGACUAAAGAAGGUUAGUUCAGAUGGUUAUGCUAGAUAUACGCAAGUUUAUAAUUCUUUAAUGGAAAAAAUUCGAGUAAAUUUUAGUCUAGCUGUAGAUAAAGUACAUAAUAAUUCAUCAAAGGAUCGUUCUGCAAAGAUACGAUCAAUCAAAAAUGCUUUUUAUCUUUUACCAGAUGAAUUAAAAACAAUAUUUCAAUUGCAAAUAGACCAAUUGAAUCAGUUAAAUAUCGAUGAAGACCAAUCGAUGAAGUUUGAUUAG